AUGCAGGCUUGGCAAGCCCCGCCCCAACAGCCCGGCAACUUCAACGGCCCUCCUCCGCCGCAGAUGCAGAUGAGCGAGGAAGGCCACCUCGGACCGAACGGCUUCCCGCCGGGCGGCUUCCCUCCUGGACCCGGCUCGACGACAUCAACACGCGUCAGCGCCGCCCCGCCCCCCCUGAUGGACCAGUCGCACCUGCGACCAGGCAACUCAGCCUCGCUACUGAGCCACAACCAGACCAUCGAGCUGUACCGCGAGAAUGCAAAGAAGACCAACGAUCCCGAGCUCAUCUUUGAGUUUGCCGUGUUCAUGAUCGACGCCGCCAAGCAGAUGGUGCCCCCUCCGAACCCGGACGACCCGGCGGACCCUGUGAACCGGCCGCCCGCGGCCGCCGUCGACAAGCGCGACGAGCUCGUAAAGGAGGCAACGGCGCUGCUGAAGCGCCUCGCGGACCGUGGAUACCCAGACGCACAGUACUUCCUCGCCGACUGCUUCGCCAACGGCAUCGGCACCACGCGCGGCAAACAGGACUUCGAUAAGGCGUUCCCCCUGUUUGCGCUCGCUGCGAAGCACGGCCACCCCGACGCAUGCUACCGCGCAGGCACCUGCUGCGAGCACGGUUGGGGUACGCGGCGUGAGAGUGCCAAGGCGAUCCAGUACUACAAGAAAGCUGCAGUCGGUCUCCACCCUGGCGCGAUGUACCGCCUGGGCACUGCCGAGUUGAACGGAUCUCUCGGCCUGUCCAAGCGGCCCAAGGAGGGAGUCAAGUGGCUGAAGCGAUCGGCGGAGCACGCGACAGAAGAGUUCCCGCACGCAUUGCACGAGCUGGCGCUCCUGCACGAGCGCGGCAUUGACAAUAUUCUCUUCGUCGACCUCGACUACGCCGCCGAGCUGCUCGCCCAGGCGUCCGAGCUCAACUACGCCCCGAGUGCGUUCAAGCUCGGCGAGUGCUACGAGUACGGCAAGAUGGGCUGUCCCCUCGACCCGGCGCUGAGCAUCCAUUACUAUAACAUUGCGGCGCAGCAGAACCACCCGCAAGCGUGCUUUGCACUCACGGCGUGGUACCUCGUUGGCGCGGACGGCGUGCUCCCCCAAUCCGACACUGAGGCGUACCUAUGGGCGAAGAAGGCGGCCGACCAGGGCCUCGCCAAGGCGCAGUAUGCCCUGGGAUACUUUACGGAGACCGGCGUCGGCGUCGAGGCCAACAUGGGCCAGGCGAUGAAGUGGUACCGCCUAGCCUCCGAGGGCGGGGACAAGCGCGCGGCCCGCCGACUCGCAGGCGGCAUGAACGGAAACGCGGCACUGAACCGCCGCGUGGAGAUGGAGGCUCUUAAGGAGGGCAAGGCGGCGGGCAAGGGGGGUGACAAGGACGGCUGCGUGGUUAUGUGA
Trichosporon asahii var. asahii CBS 2479 is the source of this 1386-nucleotide messenger RNA. Its product is annotated as protoplast regeneration and killer toxin resistance protein. The coding region runs from base 1 to 1386 and encodes 461 amino acids. NCBI's taxonomy places the organism in Eukaryota, Fungi, Basidiomycota, Tremellomycetes, Trichosporonales, Trichosporonaceae. The transcript is spliced from 4 exons. The record is from RefSeq and is a predicted model, not a curated record. Gene Ontology annotation, molecular function: protein binding.